This is a messenger RNA of Funneliformis geosporum, 690 nucleotides long. Lineage: Eukaryota; Fungi; Glomeromycota; Glomeromycetes; Glomerales; Glomeraceae. The record is from the annotation of a GenBank genome assembly.
AUGCGUCAUGCUCAAUCAUCUGUACUAGUUGGAAAUAAAUUAUAUUUUUUUGGUGGAUUUGAUGGAUAUGUAUUCUCAAAUGAGGUAUUCUAUCUUGAUGUGUCUCAACAAUUUGAUACAAGGCUUCCGCCAUGGACCGACCUUACAUUAAAUUCAGGAAUGGAUUUUAAAAGUGGUAAGGCGACUACAGUUACAAUAAACGAUAAGCAUAAUAACACUAUAAUAUAUCUUAUUGGAGGAAAUAUGACUGAUAAAAAUAAUGUAGAUGUUUUUACCUCAUUUGUACAUACAUUUAAUCCAAAUUCCGGGCAAUGGAAUGUACCUAAAAUUACAGGAACAGAACCAGUUCGCAGAAGACAUAUUCAAGCUGUCGCUGAUAAUGCUGGAAAUAUUUAUGGUUUUGGUGGAGCUUCUCUUGGACUAGAAAAUAUCCAAUUAUUGAAUGAUAUGAUAAUAUUAAGUGCAAAUGAUUUAACGUGGUCAUAUGGUUCUAUUGUUAAUUCUCCUUUAAAACGAUAUGUAUAUACGGCAACAAUUUUAUCUAAUGGUAUGAUUGUAUAUAUUGGAGGCAAGGAAUUAUCUUCUGAUAACAUUGAGCUCAUAAAAGGUAAUAAUUCUCUCACGUCCUCUUUCAUGGUUUUAAUGGAUUGUGGAACCGCAAAAUUAAAUGGACGAUAUACAUCAAGGUAG